AGAUCUGCAUAUGCUGGCGCUGACAACACGUGCUCGGGUCCUCUUUUCCUUCCUUUUCAACAAGAUUCCCUUGCAGCAACAACAACUUUGCUUCUCUUGUUAUCUUCUCGUAUAUCUUUCUUGUUUGGCUUUCCGUUAUGAGUCAUGCACCACACCAAGAUGGUUCAGGUCUAGAGCAGCAGGUUGCUGCUUUGGAUUUGAAUGGCCGCUCAGGAGGUUCCGGUAACUCGGCACAGACCAGAUCAUCUUAUGUGCCGCCACACCUCCGAGGAUCUGGACCCAGUGCAGGACAAGGGGGCCAAGGUGGCCAAGGUGCCCAAGCGGGCGGUUACAGCUCAGGCCAGAGGAGCGGUGGAAACUACUCUUCACGCGGAGGGGGCUCAGGAUCGUAUAUGCCAUCACAUGCACGGGGAUCUGGAGGCCAAGGUGGCGGUUAUAGCUCCGGCCAGAGAAGCGGUGGCAACUACUCUUCACGAGGAGGAGGUUCAUAUAUGUCAUCAAAUGCCCGUGGAUCUGGAGGACAAGGUGGCCAGUCUGGCGGAUAUGGCUCAGGCCAGAGGGGAGGUGGCAACUACUCCUCAUAUCGCGACAUUGACUUCAACUCUUCCAGUGCUGAGGACUGGACAAAGCCUCUUCCCGCUGACAAGCGCUUGGAGAAGGAGCUGUAUGGAGACAUCCGCAGUGGAAUCAACUUUGACAAGUAUGAGGAUAUUCCCGUUGAAGCCACUGGUCGCGAAGCUCCAGCCCAUAUCAGUGAGUUCGCGGAGUCUGAUUUGUGCGAGAUAAUCUGCAACUGCAUCAAGCUAUGCAAUUACACCAAGCCAACGCCCGUUCAGAAGUACGCCAUCUCUAUCAUUGGCAACAAGCGUGAUCUGAUGGCCUGUGCCCAGACCGGUUCUGGAAAGACUGCUGCUUUCCUUGUGCCUGUUUUGGACCAGCUUUACAAAGGCGGCCCACCGCCUCCUCCGGAGUCUUCUGGUCAUAGCUACAACUCUCGUCGCAAACAGCAUCCUCUCGCUUUGGUCCUGGCUCCUACUCGUGAGCUGGCCGUCCAGAUCUAUGAUGAAGCUCGCAAAUUCUCAUACCGUUCACGUGUGCGCCCAUGUGUGUGCUACGGUGGUGCUGACAUCAGCUCCCAAAUUCAGAACAUUGACCGUGGUUGCCACUUGCUCGUCGCUACACCUGGUCGUCUUGUUGAUCUGAUCGAGCGUGGUAGAAUCUCCUUGGAUCAGAUUCGCUUCUGCAUCCUGGACGAGGCUGACCGUAUGCUCGACAUGGGUUUCGAGCCCCAGAUCCGACGCAUAGUGCAGCAAGAGCAUAUGCCCCCACCAGGCAAACGCCAAACUCUCAUGUUCAGCGCUACGUUCCCCAAGGAGAUUCAGAUGCUCGCCAGAGACUUCUUGAACGAUUACAUCUUCUUGGCUGUUGGACGCGUUGGAUCGACGAGCGAGAACAUUACGCAGAAGGUUGUCUGGGUCGAUGAGAACGACAAGCGCUCCUUCUUGCUUGAUCUGAUCAAUGCUUCAGGUCGGGGUGCCCUGACUCUGGUAUUUGUUGAGACCAAGAAAGGAGCUGAUGCGCUCGAGUACUACUUGACCUCGGAAGGCUACCCUGCCACAUCCAUCCACGGUGAUCGGUCACAGCGUGAGCGUGAAUUUGCCCUGAAAUCAUUCCGCAAUGGUCACACACCUAUCCUUGUUGCCACUGCGGUUGCUGCUCGUGGUCUUGACAUUCCAAACGUCAAGCAUGUUGUCAACUUUGACCUUCCCAGUGACAUUGAGGAGUAUGUGCACCGUAUUGGCCGUACUGGACGUGUAGGAAACUUGGGUCUUGCUACCUCUUUCUUCAAUGACAAGAACCGCAACGUUGCUCGUGACUUGGUUGACUUGCUGAGUGAGGCCAAGCAGGAGGUUCCCGGCUGGCUCGAGUCGAUGGGCUAUGAGUCUGCCCGGUCCGGUGGUGGACGCCGUGGAAACCGAAGCAGAGGACAUGGUGGCUUUGGCGGACGCGACUUCCGGCAGGGAUAUUAUGGUAAUCCGAGUGGCCAGUCAUCACAUGCAGGCGGUGGUGCUGGCAGCUCCGGCUCGGCUUACUACAAUGCACCCGCUGGGGGGUAUGGCUCGCAAACGUACGGCGCUGGUGCCUCCUUCCAGCAGCAACCCGCUGGCUACUCCGUGCCAUACAGCGGAGGCGGCGGCGCUGGCUAUGCUGGUCAGCAGCAGCAGCAGCAACAGCAGACACACCGUGCUGCACAUCAGAAUGCAGGUGGAGUGGACUGGUGGGGCCAGUAAGAAUCUCCAGAUUAUCAUACACUCUUGCUGCCUAGUUCACACCCACUUAGUCUUUCCUCCUCCUCCUCCUACUCCUUUAUCCUCUCCUCUUAGAUCACUCAAGCAUUAUUUCAAUUUAUUUGCCUAGCUUUUCUUUCUUUUUGGUUUGUUCUUCUGGUUUCGUCUCAGUUCUUGAUUGGGUUCGGACAUCACUUUAACCUUUCCGUGAUUACUUUCUUUGCUUUGAAAAUCAUCCAGGACUAGAAUUGACCAGCAGCCGACUGGCAGUUGGGCAGGGCCCCUUAGUGUUUAGUUUGCGUGUGCCGCGAACGCCUUUCUCUUAGUUUUAUUGAAGUGAGCUGGUUCUCAACCGAUCAACUAAAACUGGGCGAGUGUGAAGUUCGCCUACAUAGCAUGUCAAUGUGUUACAUGCUGUCGUCCCGUUUACUUGCUCCAUCUGCUCUCUUCUUUGUUUUCUCUCUGCUCUUCUGUGGUCGGAACGUGCUAAUACUGAGCAGCGUUCUAGACUUUUCAGAGACGCAAAUUCUAGUUCGUCAUACAUGUAUUUGCCUCCCUGUUGUUUUUCCUGCGUCCUUCCGCGUGACUGGCUACUUCUGUAUGAUUUUUACAAUAGUAUCUGGGCCUAACUGUGUGUUGGCUGAGUUUGGUCAAACUGACUUUCUUAGGUUUGACUCGGUAUGUAAUCUUUGGCGGGUGUCGGAACGACUAGCUUGGUUUCUUUCACUUUUUCUCUUCCCCUUUCAUCACAUACUACUCUUCUUCUGCUUAUCUCUCUUUCUUCCGUCUUCUCACUUUCUUUUGGGCCUGCAUGGUGGCGAAGAUAUCUUUAGUUCGUUGCUAGUGGGGAUUAUUUUAACUUUAAAUACGUCCCAAUCCAA
This is a messenger RNA of Sycon ciliatum, 3169 nucleotides long. RefSeq names its product ATP-dependent RNA helicase DDX3X-like. Lineage: Eukaryota; Metazoa; Porifera; Calcarea; Leucosolenida; Sycettidae. The transcript has 13 exons. Gene Ontology annotation, cellular component: nucleus. The record is from RefSeq and is a predicted model, not a curated record. Gene Ontology annotation, biological process: gamete generation; cell differentiation. Bases 138 to 2291 code for a protein of 717 amino acids. Gene Ontology annotation, molecular function: RNA binding; ATP binding; RNA helicase activity.